AUGAGCUCCUUCGCGAACAAUGGCGGGAACUACAGGAACAGGACACUGGGCACAUCACCCAAAUGCCAAAACAUAAACCACAAGGUAACCUCGGUGGAGAACGGGCCCUCCGUUUUCUGCACGCUCUGCGCUUUACCGUACAACGCCAAAAUUAGACUGAACCCCUGUUUUCAUGUAAUCUGUAGCAAAUGUUACGAGCUGUGUGCACAGCAACAAGCCUGUCUUCUGUGCAAUGUAGAAAUAAAUGAUGUGGAGUUUCUUUUCAUCGGUGAAAAUAUCUUUGUAUGUCCUUAUGGUGACUGCAAAAAGGGCUUUCUCAAUUUAAAGUGUUUCCAUUAUCACAUUCACUUCAAGCAUCAGUUUAUGAAGUUAGGAAAUUAUUACACCGAAGAUAGAAGUAGCAGUAGCAUUAGCGAUCGCCAGAAUGCACGUGGAGAUACUUUGUCCUUCCCGAUCAAUGAGCCUUUUUCCACCUCCUUUUUUUCAAACAAUGAUGGAUUAAAUGCUUACACCGCCAGUAACGAGGAUGAUCAGGAAUUUAAUUAUGAAUCUGCAAAGAAUGAACCAAGUGGAAGCGCAACCAACAUUACCAUAAGUCGUGCCCCCGGUAUGAAUGUCUCGCGUGGUGAUACCCUCCCCCCGGUAAGGGACACACCCUUCAACGUACACAGUAACCCAAUUAACAAUUUUACCGUGCAAAGCAAAAACUUAAGUUUACAAAGUAGUAUGCCCCUUGGUGGAGGUGCCAUAAACACGAACGAGAAAAAUGCCUCCGGGGAAAAUUUCUCUACCCCCAUGAUGCAGUUCACAGGCAAGUGGGAUUAUGGUAACGUACCCUUCAAGUCAGAUUUUAAUACGUUUAAUAUGCCCCCUAACAGUGAUGCUCUUGCCCCCAGUAAAAACAACUCCCUUGGACCCAGUGGGAAGGAGAACGAGGAGGACGACUACGACAAUCUCGAGGAUCUCAUGUGA
Molecule: messenger RNA, 972 nt
Organism: Plasmodium knowlesi strain H
Lineage: Eukaryota; Apicomplexa; Aconoidasida; Haemosporida; Plasmodiidae
Product: zinc finger protein, putative
Exons: 1
Coding region: 1-972 (323 amino acids)
Biological process (GO): regulation of cell adhesion; protein ubiquitination
Molecular function (GO): ubiquitin protein ligase activity
Source: RefSeq, a predicted model, not a curated record